AUGGCGGCUGUUGCCACGUUGCGCUCCGCCCCAACCUCUAGCCACCACCAACCAGCCCAUUUCACUUAGGACUUGAAUCUCUAUCGGUAGCAGCGUCCUGAAUACGUAGUCUAACAGUCAGCCUAGCCCUGGUUGGUUUUACGGGGGACUCACCACGAAUCAGGCAUAUUAUCGGCACAUUUUGUGGUUGUAUUUGCGAAUAGGAGCGAAUCUGUUGGUGCGGUCUCGUCAGUUCAGAGUUAUUCUGCGGGGCGGAUAGCCAUCGGCAAUCGGCACACAUUCCCUACCGGAAAUUCAGAGUCGAUUUUAGGUCGGUGGUUAUUUCAAGGCUUGGCGCAUCGUCAGCUUACCGUUGAAUUCGACACCUGGAUCCUCGCGCUGGGCCUUCACCAUUACGCUAACCCGUCUCAAGCACUCUCCUCAAAUCGCCUCCCCGGAUCGUCCCCCGAUGCGAUUAAUCCACGGCUAAUAGGCUCCCUCGAAAUCCCCCUAAUAAAUUCCGGGUAGCAGUAGGACGACCCUACGCUCGCCUGAGCCAUGGCGGGUCAACCAGGAGGCAGCGGCCUACCUCCGGCCUCCCCUCUCACCAUUCCCAUGCCGGCCACACACCUCUCCGGUUCUCCCUCCAUGCCCGCCUCGUUUACCAGCCCAUCCAUCGACCCUAACCUCGCGAAUAAUCACAAUCUCUACCGCAGUGGGAGCGGCGCCGGGGGCUCGCCAGCCAUGGCGCCUUCGCGCGCUCCUCCCGCGUCCGACGACGAGCAGUCGCUGCUGGCCGGAGCCAAGGAAAUGGAGGCGGCAAUAUCCGCGCUACUGCACGACCCGGAUUUAACUAAGCGCCAGGCCGCGAACGACUGGCUGAAUACUUACUGCGGGCAGCCCGUGGUCUGGACCGUGGUGCUGUACUUAGCGUUUCCGCCGCCAGGAGCGGGCGUGGGCGGCGCGGCGGACGUUAGGUUCUUCGCGCUUAACAUCCUGCUGAAUAAGAUGCGGUCGGACUGGGGCCAGCUGUCGCCGGAAGACGCGGCGGAGAUCUUCGAGACGCUGGUGCGGCAGCUGCCGGCGGCGCUAGCGCCGGGGAUGGAUCCCGUGGUGCGGUCGCGGCUGUGCAUCGUGAUCGGCGCCGCGGCUGCUCUAGCCGGCCCGAACACCUGCUACGAGCUGAUGGAGGCGGUGGAGAGGCAGGCGGAGUACGGAGUGGCGGUGGAGCUGCUGACCGCACUGGCGGAAGAGGCGCUGCUGCGCGCAAGGGCGCACCCCAGAGAGGUGAUGGAGUGUCUGCAGGACUGCUGCCCUAAGGUGAUCCGGCUGCUGGAGAGGGCGCUCACAUCGUCAGUGGCGGACUCCCUGCCGCCAGACACCAUCGCCAAGAGCCUCACCUGCCUCGCACGAUGGAAGCAAGCGGGGCUGACGCUAUCGGAGCUGCACCGGGAGCACGCGUCCCUGCACCAGGCGCUGCUGCUGGCGCUGCAGUCGCGCCACAGCGCCGUGCAGGACGCUGCUGUGGGCGUGCUGUCGGAGCUGCUGCUAGAGGUGGACAUCCUGCCAGGCAGGGACGAGGCAGUCAAGGCCACGAUUCAAGGUCUCGUUGCUCUGAGGGGUGGCCCACACGACAGCACAGACAGCCCAAUAGUGCCCCUGGUGGCGGCAAUCGGCACAGCAGAAGCAGGGCUGCUAUCCGGUGGGGGGGACAUGGAGAUGCGCCUCCUGCAGUGGCUGGUCGAGCUCACCGCAGGAGGCGCAGCCGGGGGGGGUAGUACUGCUGCAGCGAAGGGGUCUGGCGCUGCUGGCGGGGCAGCAGCAGGGGGGAGGGUGGGGGGAGCGGGGGAAGGAGCUGGGGUGGGUGGUGGAGGGGGAGGGGGAGGGGGAGAGGAGGAGGUGAGGGUGAUGGAUACAGCAGCGAUGGCAGCGGAGGUGUGGCCCAAGGUGGCCAAGGUGCCCAGGAAGAGGAGGGCGCCGGCGCUGCAGUCCGGAGAGCUCUUCACUGCGGUGCUGCAGGCGGUGCUGUCAGCGAGCACGUACCCACGCACAUCCCUGGACGACAUAGACGUGGAUCCAGAUGACUUCCUGCGGUACCGCGAGGGCCCUGCAGCCGACGCGUUGGAGGCGUGUUACUUGGAGUUGGGAGCCGUGUUCCUGGACCACGUGUCGCUGCUGCUGCGCUCCGCUGCCUCCUGGCAGGCCGCAGAGGCCGCCCUCUUUGCUGCUGGCGCCGCUAGUAGCGCUAUUCUUGACAGGGCCGGGGUGGGGAAGCAGCAGGGGGGAGGGGGAGGGGAAGGAGGCAGGGGAGGGGAGGAAGGGGUGACGGAGAGUGAGACGAACGCUGCGCGUGUGUUCCUGUCGUCGCUGUUUGCGUCCCUGCCCGGCUCGGCUGCUGUCAUUGCCAAAGACUCGGCCAACAUCCCGCCAGCCGCUCUGGUGGCGACGGCCAUGCACACAGUGGCGGCGUUUGCGCCCUUCUGCGCGCACCACCCCCCGGCUCUCGAGGCCGGAGUGCUCUACGCCGUCGCUGCUCUCCACAUACCCAAUGCCACAGGCAAGGCGGCAGCAGCACUACAAAGCCUCUGCGACGCAGCAGCGCCCAACCUGGCAGCAGCGCGGGUUCUCGCCCCGCUCAUGCAGUCGUGCGAGGAGGCACUAGCAGCAGCGGCGGCGCGGGGAGGAGGGGGCAUGGAGGUGGACGACCGGGUGGCGGUGGUGGCGGGGCUAGCAGCAGUGGCGGCGAUGAUGCCACAGGGGGAGGCGCAGCCUGCGCUGGCCAGACUCGCUGCGCCGGCGUUGAAUACCGUGCAGCAGCUGGCGCCCAUGCAGGACUCCUCGCCCUACUCACAAGCGCUGCUGUCCGCAGACCUAAGGGUCAUCGCAGCCAUUGUGUCGACAGUGGGCGACAAGCUCCACGCAGCCAGAGAAGCAAGCGCAGCAGGCUCAGCUGCCGCUGCUGCUUCGGCUGCGUCAAGCCCUGGCGGAUCAACAGCAGCAGCAGCAGGAGGAGGGGGGGCAGCAGCAGGGAGCGGGGCAGAGGCGCUACUCCUCCCGCUGCUGCAGGGCGCGUGGCCGUCGUUUGAUCUGGUAGCAGCGAGAUGGGCGGAUGAUGCAGUGGUGGGAGCUGCGCUGUGUGGGCUGUGGGGGGCCACUGCGAGGGCGGUUGGGGGCCAGCUGGCGCCAGUGCUGCCGCAGGUGAUAGGCGCUGCUGCGGGCAUGUUCCAGCGCCACCUGCAUGCCGCAUGCCUCAAGUGCCUCGCUGAUAUUGUGUCCAUGCCUCGUGUGGGCGCGCGGGCAUCAGCCGAGGUGCAGGCGAGCCUGGCAGGCAUUCCGGACAAGCUCGCUGCAGCGCUACCCGUGCUGCAACAAACCAUCACACAAACAGACAAGGGGGGCAAGUCCCUGCACAGACCCUCUAGACCACAGGGCCAGGGGCAGGGGCAGGGGCAAGGGCCGGGGCAGUUGUCGCAGCAGCAGCAGCAGCAGGAGCAGCAUGCGCGUGCGCUGGAGACGCUGCAGGCGUUGUGGGAUGUGGCGCGGGCGUUUGUGGCUCAUGCACCGGAGCUGCUCCUGCCUUCCCCCACGUUCCUUGUGCUCUGCCAAAACGCAGUCUCGUGCAUAUCCUGGGCGGACUCAGAGGCAGUGGAGGCAGCAGCGAGGUUCCUAGCAGAAACCAUAGUGGGGCAGUCCUUGAUGCACGUGCGCCAGAUGGCUCCAGAGGCACUUGCUCUGGCAGCCACGCUGCCGGGCACAUGGGUCAUUCCGCCCGGUCUCAGGGGCGCUGUUGAUGACAUGUGUCGGCAGCUCGGAGGGGCUGUUGUACAGGAGGUACUCUCAGCAGUGGCCAAGGGGGCGGUGGGUCACGAGGCGGAGGCAGCACUGGCCGAUGCAUUGAACGCCCUUUGCUGCACGCAUCCCCGGGAGUGCGAGGCUGCCAUAGUCGCCACUCUGUCUGGCCCCUCCUCCCCCUGCCGCCGCGCUGAGCUGUCUCCGCGCCAUAUUGAGCUGUUUGUUGCAGCAGCCACCCGGCAACCACCCCACCCCCGCCGCCGCUUCCACUGCUUAAUGUCAGACUUCGGCAAAGUAUCGAGCGCACUGAUGCCACCCGAGGCCUUUGAAGGGUACUGAAUAGGAUUUGCUAUUUGGAGUUUCAUGGUUGCUGUUGCAUCAGGCACCAGCUACCAGUAUGGUACGGGUUAAAAAAAGGCCCAUCAAUUGAUAAUCUGUCACCAAUUAUCAAGAUUUGUGCUACACGUCAGCAGCAUGUAAGGCAACCUCAAGAGGCCUCAAAUUUGAAGGGUGUUUCACCCUGAUUGCCCUUGCCAGCGGCCGUUUUUUAGGGAUCACCCUGAUUUUGUAAGGGCAUUUUUUCCAUGACCCUUAGUCAAAAAGUGCAAAGAGCGCGUUCUUCCCAAGCAACCUCUUCC
Closterium sp. NIES-67 is the source of this 4409-nucleotide messenger RNA. NCBI's taxonomy places the organism in Eukaryota, Viridiplantae, Streptophyta, Zygnematophyceae, Desmidiales, Closteriaceae. The record is from the annotation of a GenBank genome assembly.